Copidosoma floridanum is the source of this 2645-nucleotide messenger RNA. It is a transcript of the gene Brd7-9, whose product is annotated as Bromodomain containing 7/9. Lineage: Eukaryota; Metazoa; Arthropoda; Insecta; Hymenoptera; Encyrtidae. The record is from RefSeq and is a predicted model, not a curated record. Gene Ontology annotation, cellular component: nucleus. Gene Ontology annotation, biological process: regulation of transcription by RNA polymerase II.
GUGAUCACCCUGGAGCUGCCACAGAGAUUAAGGCUCGGGGUACAGGCCGAGCAGGCCGCCCGGAGCUCGAGGAAACACAAGAAACACAGACGCGAGAGAUACGAAGCUGAAGACAUCUAUGCAGCACCAGAAAAGCCUCCAGCGCUGAAAUUAAUUCUCAAGGUUGGAGGUAACAGUGGAACUCCAGAAUACAUAGGCGGUGAUUCACCUAAUCAGGCAGCAAUGUUGUCCCAACAUUAUCAACACCAGGUUGGCUUCAACUAUUCUAUAACUCCAGGAGAUCAGGAGAUCGAUAGGUAUCUGAGCCACAAAAAGCUAAAGAAGAAAAAAAAGAAGAAGGACAAAAGACAUAAACAUCAUCACAAAGACAAAAAGAGGCGGAGAGAAGAAUCAAGUCAAGAUUCAGUUGGAGAUGGAGACGAAAGUAUGGUGGAGGUGCCAAAAAAAAUAAUUUGUCAUAACCCACCUCUGCCAAGGCCUAUUAUCUCUCAUGAACAAAGAAGCACCACUUCUGCAGCUAGCAGCUUAUCUCCUCACAGAGAACCACGCACAUGUGUUCUUCGAAAGAUUGCGGAAAGGACUCCUCUUCAGCGAUUACUAGAACAUUUACUGAGAUCGAUGGAAAAACGAGACCCACAGCAAUUUUUUGCAUGGCCUGUUACUGACAAUAUUGCUCCAGGAUACUCAUCAAUAAUUGCACAUCCUAUGGAUUUUAGUACAAUCAAGCAAAAAAUAGAUGAUAGUAAUUACCAAAAUCUCAAUGAGUUUAUCGUCGAUUUCAAGUUGAUGUGCAACAAUGCAAUGACCUACAAUCAUCAGGACACCAUUUAUUACAAAGCAGCCAAGAAGUUGCUACACGUCGGCCUAAAGAUGGUUACUCCAGACAAGUUGAAACAAUUGAGGUCAGUGUUGGUCUACAUGCAAGAUUUGACAAAGGAUGAACUCGGAUUUGAACUAGGUAUUGAAGAAGCGAACCAUUUUGACACACAUAUGACUGAGGAACAGAUUGAAAAAGAACGUGAACAAGAGGAGCAGAUCGAAGAAGCAGAAGAGCUAAGAAAGGAGAAUCAGAGAAAAAUGAGACUAGCAAGCCUCGGUAAAUUUGAAGCGAUCCCAGAUGACUUGACUCCCGAAGAGAUCCUGAAACAAGCACGUAGUGCUGCCAAGUCUGCAGCAGAGAGACUGAGUCUCAAACGGGUUGGCACAAAAAUGGGAUUCUUGAGGCAGAAGAAAGAUGGAACAACGAGUCUUCAAAUCAUAGUACCAGGAGACGGUGUCAUUCCAGGCACAAAUCAAAGACCUGUGUCACUUGGACAGCUUUUAGGGAAGGUUCAUCAUGGCACAGGUGCCUUAGCAGGUUUCAGGGAAGACAGGAGGAAUAUGUCGAAACCAGUUAAGCCUUUGUAUUACGGAGCUUUCGGCUCUUAUGCUCCUAGUUACGAUUCGACGUUUGCCAAUCUUACUAAAGAAGAAUCGGACUUGGUUUAUCAAACUUAUGGUGAUGAGACUGCUGUUCAGUAUGCCGAGUCGAUUCUCGACUUUGCCAAAGACUGUGAUUACACUUUGACUAUGGUUGACGAUUUGUUAGACAUUCUAACUAACGGAGAUCAUAGAAAGACUAAAAAGUUCCUUGACGAAAAGCGGCGUCUCAAGGAGGAAGAAGAAAAAAUCAAACAUUUACUGGAAAAACCUGUACAGGAAGUAAAUAAAAACAUUCCACCUGUUGACAAGGUCAAAGUUGAUAUCAAUCAGCUCAAAACUCUAUCCGACAUUGGCAUCGAUAUCAACUUUUUAGAUGGCUUAGAAGAAGACUUGAAAGUAUCCGAAGAACGCUCAGCACUUCAAAAAAAUCUAGAAGAAACGUCGGCUCUACUAAACAAUCUUAGGCAAACUCAGCAUGACCGUCUCUCAGCACCCCCACCACCACAUUUGGCAAACAUUCAGAAAGCUUCUGAAACAGAAGUAACGCUCGCCGAAAAGAUAACCGAUAACUUGGCUAAUAUAGCAAAAAAAUUGCCGCCCUCUGCUAUCGCGCCGGUAGAUGGGCUGAGAAAAGCUAUGGGAAUUGCACCCCUAGGAGGACCAGAACCAAUGGAUGUCGAGCCAAUAACACACAAUCCUUCGAUCGUGACAGAAAAUUCAAUAAUUUCGGAUAAUAGCACGAGUCAGGAGUCAAAUGGUAUGCUACCUAUGUCCAUGUCUUUGGAUAUAAAUAAUGUGAGGCAAGGACAGCUGCCAAUACAAAUGGUGCUGGGACAGAAUCAAAGCUCAUCGAUUUUAAGUGCAACGGAAACGUCCGGUGUUAACGAUCUUGAAUCCGAGCUUCGCGAGUUUCUGGAAAGUGACCCAACGUUGGGCCACUCACCUUUACACGAUGACAAGACCUUAGAGGACAUUUUAUCGGAAUCUUAGCACGUAAUAAUGUUACAAUAAGUUAGAAACUUGAAAUUGAUGAAAAAAUGCGGUGAUGUAUAUUUGUUUGAUACGUGCAUUUUAAUUGUAAGACUUAUCGUACUUGAAGGAAACAAAUGCCUUAAAUAAUGUCUUUAAAUAUAAUUUUUUAUAACUGUACUAUAACUUUCCUCGCUUACUAUAGUAUAUGUAUGUGCACACAAAAAAUCGUUCAAAUAUAAUUUUUAAGAAUA